AGCUGACUGGAUGUUGGAGGACUGAGAGGAGGAGGAGUAGCUGUUGCAGUAACAACAUCCUGGAUAUUGGAGGCUGGCGGCGCACACGGCUACAGAAAUAAAGGAGGAACCAAGACGUUAGGGAGGCGGUGGUGGUAAUCGCAAAUGCCUCAGUGUAUAGAAGCACAGACAUGAACGUGAACUUGGCAGCUUUCAGGCAUUAAUUGUGGAUUUAUGGUCUAUGGCGCCGAUUGAUCCCGAGGCACCGACAAGGCGAUGCAGCAGCGGCAGGACGGGAUCGGUCCGCUACACGGCUGCCAGCUGAAUGCCUUUACUGAGGGAAAACGGCGCAGCACUCGUCCAGCGCAGGCCGGCGUGAUUUUUCAUUAAAUUAGGACAGAGAGGAUCAGCCAGCAGCUGCGAUACACCCUUGUUUACUUUCAUUAUUGUAUCGGCUCUCGAUAUCGUUCUCCGGUUCAGAGACGCUGCCACGGCAUCAAGCGGAUCAGGCCUGGGCUGAAACACCGUGCGCACUUCGCGAUAUUUACCGUGGAAUGUGACGCGAAUUCUAUCGUUAACAAGGAUAACGAAAGCACCUAGUGCUGUAUCAUUGUGUUUACUAUCCGCGUGUCCAGUUUUCUUUAUGUUUACUUAGGCGGUGAGGGUGGACUCACCGUUUAUCGUGAAGAUAACGACUCGACUCGACCCAACCCGCCUUGACACAGAGAAGCUUUCGGAUCCAAGCGAGGAUCAUGGAUCGGAAUGAUAAAAAGACCCUCACGAGCAAGUGGAAUCAGUUGUGAUCUACAGGACAACUCCAUUUCUAAGAGAUAAGCAGACGUUCGGCAGUAAAGCUCCCAUUAACGCAAUGAGAUAAUAGUGUGGCUUACACAAAAACAACCUUGACACUUAUCCCACCAUAUUCCAGUUCAUCGUCAAAAUAUGACCACGCCGGCUCUAUUGCCACUGUCGGGACGUAGGAUACCUACCCUCUCGCCAGGUGCCUCCUCAUUCCCCCAUCACAGAGCCACCUUGCGGCUCUCAGAGAAGUUCAUCCUCCUCCUCAUCCUCAGUGCCUUCAUCACCUUGUGCUUCGGAGCAUUUUUCUUCCUCCCGGACAAUUCCAAACACAAGCGCUUUGACUUUGGUUUGGAGGACGUGUUGAUACCACACAUCGAGUCGGAGAAGGAGGCCAGGCACAGCAGCAGACAGGUCAUACAUGGCGUGGGAGCUCACGAUGAGCAUCGUCACAGGGAGGAAGAGGAGAGCCUUCGUGACAAGAUCCGGGCAGAUCAUGAGCGGGCACUGCAGGAAGCCAAGGAAAAGCUCCGUAAAUCCAAAGAGGAGCUGAAGGCAGAGAUCCAGACAGAGAAGACCAAGGUAGUCGAGGAUCUGAAGAAGAAAGAUGGACCCAAACCACUGCCUCCAGUACCUAUGCCCAAACUAGUAGGGGUCAACGAUGGUGACCCAGGGGACCCUGACACCAAGGAAAAAAGGGACAAAAUCAGAGAGAUGAUGAAACAUGCGUGGGACAGCUACAGGCAAUACGGCUGGGGCCACAAUGAGCUCAAACCCAUCGCCAAGAAAGGACAUUCCACCAAUAUCUUCGGUAAUUCCCAGAUGGGGGCCACUAUAGUAGACGCCCUGGAUACCCUUUACAUAAUGGGCCUCCACGAUGAGUUUAAGGAUGGCCAGGAGUGGAUCGAGCAAAACUUGGAUUUCAGUGUGAAUGCAGAAGUAUCUGUCUUUGAGGUCAACAUCCGCUUCAUUGGAGGGCUUCUGGCUGCAUACUACCUCUCUGGACAGGAGGUUUUUAAGGUGAAGGCUGUCCAGCUGGCAGAAAAGCUGCUUCCUGCCUUCAACACCCCAACAGGCAUCCCUUGGGCCAUGGUCAAUUUGAAGAGUGGAGUGGGGCGUAACUGGGGCUGGGCGUCAGCUGGAAGCAGUAUUCUGGCUGAGUUCGGGACGCUGCACAUGGAGUUUGUGCACCUGACGUAUCUGACUGGAAACCCUGCUUACUAUCAGAAGGUGAUGCACAUACGGAAGCUGCUGGCUAAGAUGGACAGACCCAACGGGCUUUACCCCAACUACCUGAACCCACGCACAGGACGCUGGGGCCAGCAUCACACCUCAGUAGGUGGGUUGGGUGAUAGUUUCUAUGAGUACCUGUUGAAGGCCUGGCUGAUGUCUGAUAAAACGGACACAGAGGCACGCAAGACGUACGAUGAUGCCAUCGAGGCUAUCGAGCGCCACCUCAUCCGUAAGUCCAACGGUGGCCUUACUUUCAUCGGGGAGUGGAAAAACGGCCACUUGGAGCGUAAGAUGGGUCACCUGACUUGCUUUGCUGGGGGCAUGUUUGCCUUGGGGGCUGAUGGGUCGCCAGAUGAUAAAGCUGGACACUAUCUGCAGCUCGGAGCAGAGAUUGCACACACCUGCCACGAAAGCUACGAUCGCACUGUGCUGAAGCUCGGCCCAGAGGCCUUUAAGUUCGACAGUGGGCUGGAAGCAGUGGCUGUGAGACAGAAUGAGAAAUACUAUAUCCUGAGGCCUGAGGUCAUCGAGACGUACUGGUACAUGUGGAGAUUUACCCACGACCCCAAAUACAGGCAGUGGGGUUGGGAAGCAGUGCAGGCUAUAGAUAAAUACUGCCGAGUAAGCGGAGGAUUCUCUGGUGUUAAAGACGUCUACUCCUCCAACCCCACCUACGAUGAUGUCCAGCAAAGCUUCUUCCUGGCUGAAACGCUCAAGUAUCUCUAUCUACUUUUCUCCAGCGAUGAGCUGCUGCCUCUUGAGAACUGGGUGUUCAACACAGAGGCCCAUCCUCUGCCCGUCCUGCACCUGGGCAACAUCACCCUGCCUGGCAGCGAGACCCAGCAGUAGAGCGGACUCACCGGGGGGGCGCUCUCCCCCUCACUCACCCCUUUUCUAAACGCCUCCCUCCUUGUGAGAAAGACAGCAGCUGCCAGUGCAAAGGAGAGGAGAGAACUGUACCCACCAUCCACUGUCUCCUCCUGGACUGUGAAUCAUGGGACUGCAGUGAACGGAGGGGACCGGAACAGACCCAACUCUCUUUAUCUAUGUCUCUAUUUCAUAUAUUCUCUGAAGGACAGACUGCCGGAUUGAUCAUGUGUGUCUCUCUCUUGUGGCCGCUGGUCUGACACGUCCGUACACACUGUUAUACGCAUUGGCAGACUAAAAGACCUUCUGAUAUGGAUGUGCGUUUCUCACUGGGAAAGGAUUUUAACAAGUUCAUUAUCCCCCCCCCCACUUCUCUCUCUAAUUUGGUGGCAUUUCAUAUCAUCAGCUCAGCACUAAAUCAAAAUGAUGGAUAAAUGGUUUUCGGACCAGACCGCCUUCAGAGCCUUUCACUCUCUGAGCUGGGCUUCUGGAGAUGGCAGAUGUUGGAUGUGACCUCCUGUGAAAUCUUUCUCCAGCUGAGGCUAAAUUUAGGCCAGAGGCACCAGGAAUGUUCUUUUCUCCUAGAUUUCUCUUCAGACAGUCUCUCCGAUGUCUCUUUAUUAAGGUUAGCGGGUAAAAAGGGACACAUGCUGCUAUCGAACAGCUGCUGCCUGUGACACAGUCACCACCGUCAUUCCAGAAACCUUCGCUUUCUGCGUCUUUCCAUUCCCAUCUUUUUUUUCCCCAUCCAUUGUGAAUGCCCAGAAUGGCUGGCGUUUGGUUUUGCAUCACAAUGAAUCAACACUUGAAGUAACUGUAACUUGUGGAGAGAAGUCACAGUGCUUGUAGAUGCUAAUGCUCACGGCAGUCAACAUUUGUUUUCAUUUGUCGAUGGUGCCGCUCUGUUAGACCAGACCAGAUUCUUUCAACAGCCAAGAUUUACCACUAAUCGUAGCCAACGAGGUAGAGAUUUAUAUACAUGGGGUUAAGAGUUCAUAAAUACACUGUGUGCCCUUUACAAGAAACCCAGAGUAAAUAAAACACAAAAAACAGUGCAAGGAUUUUAAAUAGCAUUGCAUAACAACUAAGCCCAUGAUGUAUGAUGUUGGGAAUACUCCUGAAUGCUUUUUUGUCAUUUCAGUUUCUGGAUGUGUUUUCAUUAGUCAAAUGCAUAUCUCUGAAUAUUUCAUGUGAGUUUUAACAUGACUUAUUCAGUCCUGGGCUGUAAACACCCUGAACAUGUUUUCUGAAACACGGUGGUGGCAGACAGAUUUCUGAGAUCAGAUGAUUAAACACAACCUGCAGCCAACCAUAUUGAAGUAUUUUGUUUGUUUUUAUUUAUUUAUUUUUUUGGUUUAAUUUACCUUUAAUGAAUAUUGAUUCAGUCUCUUUGGAAGAUGUGCAUAAUGGAAGAUGUGCUCAGCCUUAUGCUCUCAGACUCAAGUUUGUUUGUUUUUUUUAAUCUUCAAGUGUGUAAAAUGGUACAUCCACAGAAGAUUUCAUGUAGUCGACCAGGAAAGGAAAAGCGAAUUAUUUUCUCAUCUUGGAUAAUGAAGAAACUGUGAGAAUCAGUCUGUCAAAAAGACUCGAGCACCAUUGAUGGGAUGCUGGGUGCCAUCGAUCAGCUCCCAUUAAGGGUCUUUCCAGUGGUGUAGUGGAGGGUAUACGCAGGUAUACGGCGUAUACCCACUUCUUUAUC
Sinocyclocheilus rhinocerous is the source of this 4576-nucleotide messenger RNA. RefSeq names its product mannosyl-oligosaccharide 1,2-alpha-mannosidase IB-like. Gene Ontology annotation, molecular function: calcium ion binding; mannosyl-oligosaccharide 1,2-alpha-mannosidase activity. The record is from RefSeq and is a predicted model, not a curated record. Lineage: Eukaryota; Metazoa; Chordata; Actinopteri; Cypriniformes; Cyprinidae. Gene Ontology annotation, cellular component: Golgi membrane; endoplasmic reticulum; extracellular exosome. The transcript is spliced from 15 exons. The coding region runs from base 922 to 2859 and encodes 645 amino acids. Gene Ontology annotation, biological process: carbohydrate metabolic process; mannose trimming involved in glycoprotein ERAD pathway.